CUGGCCCUCAGCCAAUCAAGGCGGGGCAGGAAGUGACGCAUUCAAGCGCACGGAAGCCUCGGCGGAGGACGCGCCAAAUUUCAAAGAACUUCCUCCUCGAAGAGACAGAGAAGAAGAAGCAAAGAGGAAAAGAGAGGAACGGCGACAAAAUCCUUUCAGGAAAAGACAAAGAAGUCAAAGUUAAAGAAAGUCCGGAGGAGUUCGUCGAAUGUCGGCGGAGUCGGGAGCUCGACACGACACACACGCAGCGUGAACGUGUGUGUGUCCGUGUUAAUAUCAGACAUGAGACGACGGAUGUGUUUCAGAAAACUGUGAUUUUAAUCUCUCACACACACAGUCAGAUGACAACUGUUGACACUUGGUAAUAUUAAAGCGUCACAGCUGCAGCUAACAGUCGCAGCUGCCUGUCCUACUGGACAGCUUUAUUUUCUCUCCUCAUAUUCAGGCUGUUUACAUCACACAGGAAGCUGCGUCCUCGCCUCUGGACGAGACGCUUCACCUCUGCUCCUCUUCAACCUGUGCAGCGCAGCAGGGCUGAGGUCUUCAGUCUGUGUAAAGACUCCUCACCUGUCUGUGCUCAAUCACACAUGUUCCCUGUGUGUGUGUGUGUGUCGUUCACUGCCACACACUUCACUGAUUUACUUUAACUCCAGCUCCAGAGGACAUGGCUGUGUGUCUGUAAUGGGAUGCAGCCCACUGUAAACCAGGGCCGGCCACAGUUCAGGUGAGGCCGCAGGGAGGCUCAGAGAGGAGGAGAAGGAGGAGAAGGAUAGGGAGGAGGUGUUUUUUUUUUUUUUUUUUUUUAGUGGUGGCAGGCAGUCAGUGCUUCCAGUCAUGCUCUCCGGCGUGCAGCCCUGCUUCCAGCUGCUGCGCAUCGGGCCUGCAGGGGGCGACGCGUCCCGGGACCUGUAUACGUUCAGGCCGGGCCUGAGCCGCUGCAUGUUCCGCCUGGGCCGAGCGGCGGAGGUGUGUGACGUCACGCUGAACUCUACGGUGGUGUCGCGCAUCCACGCUGAGCUACAUGUGGAGAGGGAGGGGAGCGGGGACCAGGAGGAGGCCUCACAGGAGGAGGGCUGGAGGGUCCACGUCAAAGAUCGGAGCAGUCAUGGAACCUGGGUCAACGAGGUCCGCCUCCAGGCUGGCAUCCUGUGGGAGCUCUCCGAUGGAGACACCCUCACCUUCGGGGGUCAGACUGGACCGGGGAGCCCAGAGUUUUACUUCCUGUUUCAGAAAGUCAAAGUUCGGCCUCUGGACUUUGAUGCCAUCACCAUUCCGAAGGCGGGGACGUUCUCCUCCGAUUUGCAGAACAGGAUCAGGACCAACUCGGAUCAGAAGGUGGAGACCAACCUGGACCUGUCCAGGCUGUCCUUGAACCGGGCCACCGUCAUCCUCAGCUCCAUCGGCAGCCUCAGUAAGAUGAAGGGCAGCGCCUGGACCUUCAAGAGGAGCCACAGUCACGAGGGCGCCGUCUCAGACUCCGGCUCCUCCUCCACGCCUCCUCUGGCCGUGGGUUUCUCCUCACUGCUACCUCCCUCCGCGGCGCCUCAGCCUCCUUCUGCUCCAGCAGCACCGACCCCUAAGACCCUCCAGUCCACCUCCAGGAGCAGGAGGAAAUCGGCCCACACCGUGCUGCUGGAGGACGACAGCUCUGACGAGCCCAGGAGUAAAGGAGUUCUGACAGAACCUGUGGUGGAGCUCCAGAGAGUGAGGGCCAAGAAGAGGCGGAGACUCUACAAGUCGGAGUCGGAGAGUUUUAACUCUCCCACUCCUGCUCCGCCUCCUCCUCUCACUCCUCUGCUGCGUAAGACUCACACUGACAUCAGACGCCCCCUGGAGGCCAAACCCUUUCCCGUGGGCAUCCGGACCAUUGGCAGCUUCCACGGCGCCAUGACCAACAGCAGACUGAACCACCAGCACCUCCUGCAGACCUCCUUCAGCACCUCCUCCGCUCACACACCACGGGUGGAGUCGGUGCAUCGCAUCAAGACGGUGGUUCAGGGCAACAUGGCCGCCUUUCGCCAACAGAAGCCGGCCCACUGUUCUCCGAUGGCACAGAGGGGCCGACGCAGAGCUCACAGCUCUCCAGUCUUCUCCCCUCUGGUGGUUGGAGGAGAGAACUACAACCUGGCCUCUCCUUCGGUCAGGGUCCACGCCCAGGAGAUGGGGAGGGUCCAGGUCCAGAGGUUCCACCAUCAGACCAGUAAGCGUCGGGGUCGCCCCAGGAAACACCUGCUCCCUCCGCGGCCCUCUCUGCCCUCUCCGUCCUCCUCCUCUUCUUCUUCCACCUCCUCGGCCUCUUCUUCCUCCUCGUCGUCGUCGUCCUCCUCAGACGAGGAGGACGACGACGACGAGGGGUCGGCGGUGGGGUCGGUGGAGCCCUGUGCGGCGCCGCGGUGUCGCCUGCCGCAGCAGGACACGGUGCAGUGGAUCCAGUGUGACGUCUGCGAUGCCUGGUUCCACAUAGACUGUCUGCACGUAGACCGGAAGAAGAUCCUGACGGACCCCAACGCUGACUUCCACUGUGGCUGUCGCUAAGAGGAGGAGCCGCCGGGUCAGCGUGGGGGGGUCGGGGCGAGGGGGCGGAGCUCAGUGAACUGAUGUGACUGCAGUUUGUCUGGGAGGAAACUACACCAGAGAAAUCUCUGUAGCUCAAAUGUCCAGCAGAGGGCGCUCCAAGCCCAGCAUCUUUAACCCACUUUGACUUUGUUCAGAUUAUCGUCCUGUUCUUUUCUUCCAGUUCAGUCUGACUUUUUGUUUGUUUGUUUUUUGGGGUGUGUGGGGGAGGGGCUGGUUCUGAAAACAGUUCCGUCUGUGGAUCAGUUUUCAGAAGGUGCAGGAGUGACGUCAGUGAUGAUGAUGAUGAUGGAGUAGACGCUCGGUAAUAUGGAGCUCCAGUUAGUUCCAGUACUUUAUUGGAGUUCCUGAUAACUCUGCACUGGACACACACACACACACACACACACACACACACACACUCAGACUCAGGUUCUGUCGGUACCAGCAGUUCCUGUGAGUACUUUCUAACUCACCAUCAGGCCUUGGAAUAUGAUCAGUUUGAGCUAACGUUCCUGUCUCAGUUCCUGGUACCGAUUGUACAGAAGAAUCACCGUUGAAAAUGUUGGAGUUGAAACAGUUUACCUCCUGAAUCUCACGUGAAUAAACAAAAAAAAAUCUGAUUUAAAAAAAAAAAAAAACAGUAAAAAAAAA
Messenger RNA from Cynoglossus semilaevis (tongue sole), 3207 nucleotides. RefSeq names its product transcription factor 19 (SC1), like (gene tcf19l). NCBI's taxonomy places the organism in Eukaryota, Metazoa, Chordata, Actinopteri, Pleuronectiformes, Cynoglossidae. The record is from RefSeq and is a predicted model, not a curated record. Gene Ontology annotation, cellular component: nucleus. Gene Ontology annotation, biological process: regulation of gene expression. Gene Ontology annotation, molecular function: protein binding. Bases 835 to 2535 code for a protein of 566 amino acids. The transcript has 7 exons.